AUGUCUCCAGUCACCACCAAACUCUCCACUCUCUUCACAAAGCUUACUUCCCCCUCGAAGAAGCUCCAAUCCAAAACCUCCCUCCUUUCCCAAGAAGACGAACUCCUCCUCUCAACUCUCUUCUCCCCCAGAAUCCUCAAAAUCUUCUCUCAUACCCACCUCCUAACUUUCACCCAAAGAGUCUCCUCUUCGUCCUCUUUGCCGUUGACCGAGUCCGGUGAAAAAGACUUUGGAGAAAAUGAUGAUAAGGUUAUCAUUCAAGCUAGGAAGAUGGGGAAGGAGUAUGAAAAGAUGAAUGGAAGAGUUUAUGAUGCUGGGAAGUUGGAGAGGUGUUUGGUUGAAGUUGUGGGAGUUAGGAAGCAAUUUGCUUGUGGAUAUGUUAAAUGGAAGAGAGAUGGUGCCCUUGGAGGCAUGGGAUUCGAUGGGGCUGAGUGGAAUGAGGAGUGGGUUGGAGAAGUUGGUGGAGUUGAGGGGGCUUUGGGAGAUAUUUUGGUUAAUUUCUAA
Molecule: messenger RNA, 504 nt
Organism: Orbilia oligospora ATCC 24927
Lineage: Eukaryota; Fungi; Ascomycota; Orbiliomycetes; Orbiliales; Orbiliaceae
Exons: 1
Coding region: 1-504 (167 amino acids)
Source: RefSeq, a predicted model, not a curated record